CUUUCAAUUGGCGACGACCACCAUGGCCGACAAUCAGAGUACGACGUUUCCGACAUCGUUCGGCAACAUGACCGACGUCCAGCUAGGGCAGACGAUAAACCAGCUGUCGACAGCUGCUCGGACGUAUGCACCGACCCCACAGCUCCCGUCAACAGUCUCAAAAGCAUAUGUAAAGAAUCUUCAUGCGUGGACGACGACAGCGACACCCCCUCCAAAAAAUGCCGCGACCGGCGCCAGAAGUACACGGGCCAGGGGAGCGAAUCGGUCCACCAAUCUCACCAAUACGUCCACUCCAACGACUACAUAUACACCACAGAUAGUGUAUCAACAGGCAGCUCAGCCGCCAGUGCAGCCAGUGGUGAUACAGGCUCCCCCGCCGCCAAAUCCGCCUAGGUCAAUAAUGCCGACUAUACCGCAAGCCUUGGUAUCUACCUACUCUUCGCGACUAAAGACUGGGCCAACGUUGCUAAUGCAACCCAUACUUGCCUCGGCCUCAUCCACCACGGCCUCAACGAGCACAAGAGCUGCCACGCGACGCGGUGGUGUAGUCAACUAUGCUGACCCAGGUUCCGGCGAUGAUCUUCCUGACGCCGGUGAGCUCGAUUCCGAUGACUCUGAUUUUGUAGCAAGUGGAGGAACGAGGACGGCGAUCCGGCAGCAGGGUACCUCUACCAGGACACGCAUGAACGCCGGGAUGUCUGUUUUCAAUUCAACGACAGGCCUCACUACUGUACGCCAGCAGUCGACACCUCCUCCCCCUCCGCCACUACUACCGGAAAAGACAGAGCUCGAUCAGAGCUAUCUAGGCCAGAUUCCGCCUUCUCGGUUCAUAACAGCCCGCCCAUUUUAUCCUACACCCCAUACCUACGCGGACCCAGACGUCCUGGCUGUUCAUUCAGAAAGACGCUCAUCUUUGGUGCCUAUACGUGUUGAAUUUGAGACAGAAACGCAUCGAAUACGAGAUUGUUUCGUGUGGAAUCUCUAUGAGAACAUCGUCAGACCAGAGACUUUCGCGAAGACUUUUUGUAAUGAUCUUGAUCUACCGAUCGUUCCCUGGGCUGAAACGGUGGCAAAUCAAAUAAAAGCUCAGCUGGAGGACCAUGAAGGUAUUGCUACAAUGGAUUUGGGUAUUGAUGGAGCAGUGAAUGGCGAAGAAGACGGUCAUGAGGAAGUUGCUGAAUGUCGCGUCAUUCUCAGUAUCGAUGUACAGAUUGCCACACACCACCUUUUGGACCACAUUGAAUGGGACCUCCUUUCACCGCUAACGCCAGAAGCGUUUUCUACUCAGCUCUGUGCAGAUCUCGGUUUGUCUGGAGAAGCCGUUCCUCUGGUUGCUCAUGCCAUUCACGAAGAGCUCAUUCGGCACAAAAAGGACGCGGCCGAAUGGGGCGUGAUCGGGGAUGUCGUCGAUAAGUCUGGGGUAGUGAAAGACAAGACUGGGUUAAAUAUUGGAUGGGGCGGUAAUCGACCGAAGGUCCUGCAGAGCGUAUGGCGGGACUGGGCUGACGCGCAGGAGUUUGCUACUAGGUUUGAGGAACUGUCGGCGGAGGAGGUGGAGAGAAGAGAGAUUGAGCGUGAGAGAGCGACCAGAAGGCUGAGGAGAGAAACGAGCAAGUUCCAGAGCUCGGCGAGGAAUAGACGGCGGUGAUACGCUACAUUGUACGUAAUAUUGAAGACUAUUUUAUGUAUAUUAUAUUCAUGCUCCAUGCCUUGGGUUACAAUUUCUUGCGGCGCCAGAUUUAAAAAUCUCUGGUGUUCUAUGUCGUAAUGGGUACCUAUAGUUUGUGUACCUUUAGAAUUGUACUCGAACCGUUCCAC
Molecule: messenger RNA, 1818 nt
Organism: Guyanagaster necrorhizus
Lineage: Eukaryota; Fungi; Basidiomycota; Agaricomycetes; Agaricales; Physalacriaceae
Product: SNF5-domain-containing protein
Exons: 5
Coding region: 23-1648 (541 amino acids)
Biological process (GO): chromatin remodeling
Cellular component (GO): nuclear chromosome
Source: RefSeq, a predicted model, not a curated record